GUUCCCGAACUCAAAACUAAUUCAUUUCCUGUUUUGAAACAUUGUGAGAUCAAAUGUCCGAACCAAAACAUAAUCCAACAGAGACUCCCUCAGGAAAAGGUGUUAAAGCACCUAAUGUGUUUGAGAGAGCUAAGGAAGAAAUUCAAGCACUAGUUCACCACGACGAUGGUGAAAAGCCACACCAUCACAGAGAAACGCAUGGAAGGAGCGACGAUAUCGACGAGAACACCGCCGUCGAUGAAGUUAAAGCCCCUAAUGUGUUUGAAAGAGUGAAGGAAGAAGUGGAGGCCAUUGUUGGAGCAAUUCAUCCCAAGAAGGAAUCUAAGGAUCAUAGUCAUCUUCAUCGAUACACGAGGUGUGUUUAGUGUUCGACUUCGAGGGUCGUAUCGAAUUAAGUUAGAUUUAUAAUCUCUGUAUGAUGUUCCAUUGCCUUUAAUUUACUCGUUCGAAUGAGAUGAUAUGAGAUAUUCCUUUGUUUGCAUUGCGGAAUCUGAUUGUUGUGCUUGACAAUCACUCGAUUGUGUCCCCUUGGAAAUGCUUUAUCUUGGUGUU
Hibiscus syriacus is the source of this 552-nucleotide messenger RNA. RefSeq lists its product as uncharacterized. The transcript is spliced from 2 exons. The record is from RefSeq and is a predicted model, not a curated record. NCBI's taxonomy places the organism in Eukaryota, Viridiplantae, Streptophyta, Magnoliopsida, Malvales, Malvaceae. Bases 54 to 365 code for a protein of 103 amino acids.